Messenger RNA from Arabidopsis arenosa, 3114 nucleotides. The record is from the annotation of a GenBank genome assembly. Lineage: Eukaryota; Viridiplantae; Streptophyta; Magnoliopsida; Brassicales; Brassicaceae.
AAGAAACAGAUCAAACAUGGAAGAACUUCAGAAUCAACAACACCUUUCUCUAGCCGACCAACAACACCAACACAUGGUUCUUCUCCGAUUCAUCUUCUCCGCAAUGCCCCUCACAAACGAAGCAGAAGCGUCGACGAAAGCUUUGCGAAUUCGAUAUCACCAAGAAACUCUGAUUUCGAUUCAUGGGAUCCUUAAUCUCAACACGAAAAUGCAGAGACUUCGAAUUCAAAUCAUCGUUCUAGGUGACCAAGACCUGGUGACCAGGCCAGGACCGUUGUAUGUUGCAAUACCAGAUGGCAGAUACGUUGUAUUGGGGUCAAAAAAGGUCAGUGCUAUAACGCCAACAAGUCCUUUGUCAAUUGGACAAACUCUCACCUCCCCUAAUGGAGUUUUUGAACUGGGGUUUUUCAGUCCUAAUAACUCUCAGAACUUGUAUGUUGGAAUCUGGUUCAAGGGUAUCCUUCCCCGGACAGUUGUGUGGGUGGCCAAUAGAGAAAAUCCUGUUACAGACUCCACGGCGAAUCUAGCUAUCAGUAGCAAUGGAAGUCUUCUCUUAUUUGAUGGCAAACAUGGCAUUGCCUGGUCCAUUGGAGAAACUUUUGCAUCUAACGGGUCUCGUGCAGAGCUUUCAGACAGCGGAAAUCUUUUAGUCUUAGACAAAGUUUCGGGAAUAACUCUAUGGCAAAGCUUUGAGCAUCUUGGUAAUACUAUGCUACCUUACUCCUCCCUGAUGUAUAACCCCGCCACUGGUGAGAAGCGGGUAUUGUCUUCUUGGAAAAGUUACACCGAUCCAUCGCCUGGUGAGUUUGUAGAUCAUAUUACAACGCAAGUGCCACCACAGGGGUUUAUUAUGAGAGGCUCGAAGCCUUAUUGGAGAAGCGGUCCAUGGGCUAAAACAAGGUUUACUGGCGUACCACUAACGGAUGAAUCAUACACACAUCCAUUUAGCGUUCAGCAGGAUGCAAACGGGUCAGUAUACUUCUCUCAUUUACAAAGGAACUUCAAACGUUCAUUUUUAGUAUUAACAUCAGAGGGGUCACUGAAGGUUACUCAUCAUAAUGGCACGGACUGGGUAUUGAACAUUGAUGUUCCAGCUAACACAUGUGAUUUUUACGGUGCAUGUGGACCUUUUGGAUUGUGUGUAAUGUCCAUUCCUCCAAAGUGUAAAUGCUUUAAAGGCUUUGUACCACAAUUCAGUGAGGAAUGGAAAAGAGGAAAUUGGACUGGUGGUUGUGUGAGGCGUACUGAACUACAUUGUCAAGGAAACUCUACUGGGAAACAUGUAAACGUCUUCCAUCCUGUUGCCAACAUAAAACCUCCAGACUUUUACGAAUUUUUGUCCUCCGGGAGUGCAGAAGAAUGCUACCAAAGUUGCCUCCACAAUUGUUCGUGCUUAGCCUUUUCUUAUAUUAAUGGAAUAGGGUGCUUAAUCUGGAACCAGGAGCUAAUGGAUGUAAUGCAAUUCUCUGCGGGAGGAGAGCUUCUUUCUAUACGUCUUGCAAGUUCUGAAAUGGGUGGAAACAAGCGGAAGAAGACCAUUACUGCUAGUAUUGUUAGCAUUUCUCUUUUUGUGAUACUGGGUUCUGCUGCGUUUGGUUUCUGGAGAUACAGAGUGAAACAUAAUGCAAUUGCAUCGAAGGUUUCUUUACAAGGUGCAUGGAGGAAUGAUUUGAAAUCAGAAGAUGUCUCAGAAUCAUGGAAAAUGGGUGCUCUGUGGUCAACAUUGGAGAUUGUUCUUGGACCCCGAAGAGAGCACAUGGGGAUGACGAGGUUUGCUUGUUUUCUCUUGUUUACCUUGCUCUUAAGUUUUAGCUAUGCAGCUAUAACGCCAAUGAAUCCUUUGUCAUUAGGACAAACUCUCAGCUCCUCUAAUGAGGUUUAUGAAUUGGGGUUCUUCAGUCCUAAUAACUCCCAUAAUCAGUAUGUUGGAAUCUGGUUCAAGGAUACCAUUCCUCGGGUCGUUGUGUGGGUGGCCAAUAGAGAGAAGCCCGUUACAGACUCCACGGCAAAUCUAGCUGUAAGCAGCAAUGGAAGUCUUCUGUUAUUUAAUGGGAAACAUGGCAUUGUGUGGUCCAGUGGAGUAGCUUUUGCUUCUAGCAGGUGUCGUGCAGAGAUUUUAGACAGCGGAAAUCUAGUUGUCAUAGAUAUUGUUUCGGGAAGAACUCUAUGGCAAAGCUUUGAGCAUCUUGGUGAUACUAUGCUACAUUCCUCAUCCCUGAUGUAUAACCUUGCCACCAAUGAGAAGCGGGUGUUGACGUCUUGGAAAAGUUACACUGAUCCAUCAGCUGGCGACUUUGUGGGUGAGAUUACAUCGCAGGUGCCAUCACAGGGGUUUAUUAUGAGAGGCUCGACGCCUUACUGGAGAAGCGGUCCAUGGGCUAAAACAAGGUUCACUGGCCUACCUGUAAUGGAUGGAUCAUUCACAGAUCCAUUCAGCCUACACCAGGAUGUAAACGGGUCAGGAUACUUGUCUUAUUUUCAAAGAAACUACAGACUUACACGAUUAAUUUUAACAUCAGAGGGAUCAAUUAAGAUUUUUCGGCAUAAUGGAAAGGACUGGGAACCUUACUUUGAAGUUCCGGCGAAUUCAUGCGAUAUUUACGGUGUAUGUGGACCAUUCGGGCUGUGUGUUGCGUCAGUACCUCCAAAUUGUAAAUGCUUCAAAGGGUUUGUUCCUAAAUCCAUUGAGGAGUGGAAAAGAGGAAACUGGACUAGUGGUUGUGUAAGGCGUACUGAAUUACAUUGUCAAGGAAACUCUACUAGCAAAGACGUCUUCUAUCCUGUUGCCAACAUAAAGCCUCCAGACUUUUACGAAUUUACAGAUUCUGUGGAUACUGAAGAAUGUUACCAAAGUUGCCUCCACAAUUGUUCCUGCUUGGCCUUUUCUUAUAUUCAUGGAAUAGGGUGCUUAGUGUGGAACCAGGAUUUAAUGGACACAGUGCAAUUUCCUGCCGGAGGAGAACUUCUUUCCAUUCGUCUUGCACAUUCUGAACUAGGUGUGGCAAAAAAGCUAAUUACAGCCUUUUCUAAGUUUCUUCCACUCCAAUGAUAGUGUUCUCUUUAGUAGUAGCAUGGCUUAUUGUUUAUUUUUGUUUAUAAAUCUCAGAUGGAAAU